UGCAGUAGUACGGCUCUGAUCGCGAUGCAAUGCAAGAAAGUAUAUUUUUACAAGCAAGUCACGACGCGCGUGUGAGAAACGUCAAUUUAAAUUUUCUUUUCUCAAAAUAUUAACACCAAAGAAGAAAAAUUUUGAAUUUUAAACACUGCGCGAUUGGAUUUCCUACUACAAGGAACAAGUCAUUGCACUUCAAGGAUAGAAAAGGUCAUGAAGUAGUUGUGAGAAAGCUGUAAUGGCAGCAAGACUAGUCCAAGAAUGGCUUACAGAAUACAAGUCAAUCUGUAGGUCAGAUAUUCCUUCAUUUUCUAGAAAGAACAAAGAAAACAUCCAGCUUAUCAAAGCCAUAUUUGAUGUCCUUCAGCCACCUCAGUCCAAUGUGAAUCUUCAGGAGCCAGUGUGUGGGCAGUUGUAUGAAUUUUACCGCUCAGGUGACUUUGAACUCAAGCGCUUCUGCCUUCAGUUUAUACCAGCUGUUAUCUGGAACUUCCUGUUUGGUCUGCAAAUACAUCAGAAUUGCAGUCGAGCUGGAAGUCUCUUACUUGGUAUCUAUAACAUGGAGGCAGUGGAGGCAGAUGGUGUCUCAAGAGUAGAAUCCUUCAUUGUGCCAACACUUGCUAAGCCAUCUAUAUAUCAUGAGCCAGUGAGCCAAUUGGCAUUGACUGAAAAUGUCCUGUCCUAUCAGCAAAGUGAUCAUCAUUUAAUCACAAGGAGUCCUUCUUCCCAGUAUGAUGAACUAACCAUACAAAAUAGAUUUGAUGUGCUAACCUAUGUGUUGUCAGAAUACAAUGCAGAUAUUGGGUUUUUGUCACCUGUUUCACAUGCCUUUUUCAGCCAGAUUUGUUCUAGAUUGGCUCUUUGUGGCUUCUCAGAGGUGCAAGAACAAGGAAACCUUAAGUCAGCUGAAAGAGACCAUCAAAGAAAACUUAACCUCAACACUCACAAGACUCCUAGAAUUCCUUUAGACUCGCUAUUUCUGUUGGAAAUGCUCACUGGUAUCUACUUUGUCAUGUUUAAUGGGCAAGCUACCGCUGGUAUGCUUGCAGUGGAUGACAUCCACUUCAGAGCCAGCUAUGAAAAUUAUGCUGAUGUUUUAUUGGUGACCAACGCAAUCAAGCAUUCUCUUGAUACCAAUCCAUCGGGUAGACCAAAUGAUGGGCCAGUUGGCAUAAAUGUUGCCAUUACACCACCAUCGCCUGUUGUCAAGCGCUCUGCUAUUACAAAUGCAUCAUUCAAGAUACGCAGACAAAAAGAAACAACAAUUACAGUCACUAUCGAGAGUGUAGAAAAAAGACAUGAAACUGCACAUCAUCUACAUUUAAUAGAGACUUCAGGAACUGAUACUGUUGCCACAACCAGACAUACAGGGAUGGCAGUCAACCCAGUUGACGUGACAGUUAUUGAUCAGUCAGGCUCAAAGACAGUAGACUCUCUGGAGAUUGAAGAGGUUACAGUCAGUAUGAAGGAAACAGAAAGCAAACAAACCAAUAAAGAUAAUAAAAGGCUGCACCAAAGUUCUAAUCUCUCAUAUCAUUCUGAAGGUUCCAAAAUAUCACCAGCCUCACAUUCCAGAGAAUUGGUUCUGUCAAACAAUCGCCCAUCAUCCAGUUCAUCAGGGGAAAGCAUCGAGACAAAUCUUUAGAUUUCUGUUAUGAAUUUUUACAUACAUGUCUAAAACACACUUUGUUUUGAUAUAAUGUUCAUUUGCCUCCAAUUUGGUGGUAUAUUCUCAGCCAAUAUGACUGUAAAGUCUUCGGCAUAGCAAUCAGUGUCUGGAUCAGUGUGAUUGUCACAGAUGAUAUAAACUAGAAUGAUGCAAUCACAUGUUACCUUGUUUGUAGAUUAGUCUUGAAGUAAGAGUUGGUUCAAGGUUUGGAUUUGGACGUCAGUUCCUUAUGUGAAAGCCUAGAGUGAUUGGCAUAACCAAACAUUAAAAAAAAAGCUUGGACUUCUUGCAGACACCAUUUUUAGAGAUUAUAGUAAGCUUGCACCAUUAUAAUAGCACAAAUAAAAUGUCUCAUGAGCUGACUGGUUUUAAAAUAUAUGAUUUAAUAUUGUUGAAAUUACAAUGUAGAAAAGUAAACAAUAUUCAAUACCAACAGCUCAGUUUUGUAUCUGCUAUGAAACACCCUCUGUUUAUUAAAAUAUUCAUGUGUUCCAAUGCUUACAUUAUCUUGUUUAUUCCUAGUUUUCUAUACUUGGGGAAUAAAAGGGUACUAACAAGUUCUUUAACGGCCGAUUAAAACAGGCAGUGUCGUUGCCGUGUUUUUAUUGCACGGCAACGACCCUGCGGGGUUUUAAACGGCCGUUUAAGAAUGAGUCACUACUCUUUAUUCCCAAAUGCCUUUUUGGUUAAAAGGCGUGAUAAAGUAAGAAACUGUGUAAAACGUAUCCUUUUCCGACGUGCUUGAGCUCGUGUCCAUGUGUUGCACUGUUAUGACUGAGAUGCCUAUUUCCGACAGUUUCCGGAAUCGUUCGUGCGCGUAUAGUCUUGGUGCAAGACGUUCUCGUUUUCUUUUCACA
Molecule: messenger RNA, 2520 nt
Organism: Asterias rubens (European starfish)
Lineage: Eukaryota; Metazoa; Echinodermata; Asteroidea; Forcipulatida; Asteriidae
Product: hyccin-like
Exons: 12
Coding region: 233-1639 (468 amino acids)
Biological process (GO): protein localization to plasma membrane; phosphatidylinositol phosphate biosynthetic process
Cellular component (GO): plasma membrane
Source: RefSeq, a predicted model, not a curated record